This is a messenger RNA of Ricinus communis (castor bean), 1102 nucleotides long. Its product is annotated as late embryogenesis abundant protein 76. The record is from RefSeq and is a predicted model, not a curated record. NCBI's taxonomy places the organism in Eukaryota, Viridiplantae, Streptophyta, Magnoliopsida, Malpighiales, Euphorbiaceae. The coding region runs from base 68 to 865 and encodes 265 amino acids. The transcript is spliced from 2 exons.
AACCCAGCAGCGAAACGUUCAGAGGGCAGAAAUUUUUUGAAGAGAAAAACAACUCAUCAUCUCAACAAUGGCAGCAUUUUCCAUAACCAAAAGCGUCAUUUUGACUCUCUCAAAAACCUUCCCCCAUCCCCCUUCUCUCUUUCCCGGUUCCCCCCACAAAGUCUCUCGGGUCUGCUUUGCAUCUGCCUCUAAACAUAACAAGGACCGAAAUGCGGAAGAGGAUAAAGAUUUCACUGAUGUGGCAAGAGAAACAACCAAGGAAGGUGUUGAAAGAGCAAGAGUACGCGCGGAGCAGGCAAGGGAGCAAUCGAAAGAAAUGAAAGAACAGGCUAAAGAAAGAGCAGAGGAAAUGAAAGAGAAGGCAAAAGGGUAUGCACACGAAAGUAAAGAAAGUGCAAAAGGGGUGACCCAAUCAGCAGCAGAGAAGACUAAAGAAGGUGCAUAUAAAGCUGCAGAGGCGGCAGAAAGAACGAAAGAGAAAACAAAAGAUUACGCUUAUGAUGCUAAAGAGAAGGCAAAAGAAGGGACAGAGAGUGUUGCAGAUACUGCAGACGAUGUGAAAGAGAAGGCUAAAGGUUACGCGGGUGUAGCCGCUGAUAAGGCGAGAGAUGGAACAAUUAAGGUGGUGGAAACAGUUGGGAGUGUAGGAGAGAAAGCGAAGGAGACGGUGAAGGGUGCAUGGGAUGCGGCUAAGGAUACUACGCAGAAGAUAAAGGAGACCGUGGUAGGGAAAGACAGCAGCAGCAGCAGCGACGAGGAAGAUUAUGAUAAAAGGGGAAAGGCGAUGGAUGGAGAUGUGGUGGAGUUGAGGAGGCGUGAUGGUGAAGGAAAUCAGAGUGAUGAUGCGAAGAAGAGAAAGGAUUAGUUAAGGACUUUUGGCUGAUGAUGGUUAUGUUCUCUCAGUUAACAUUGCCACUGCCAGUGAGAAAAUAAAUCGCAUGGGAGAGUUAGUUGUAUUAUGUUGUAAGGGAUAUAUAUUAAUUUCCCUGCUUUUGUUUCUUGAAGCGAUGCAUUAAGUUUUCAGAUAGUCUGCUGAAUCAAUGCAUACAAGUACUAGUGAACGUGGUGACCCCCAAAAUAAUAACAAAAUAAGUGUUUUAUA